Messenger RNA from Setaria italica (foxtail millet), 1778 nucleotides. RefSeq lists its product as uncharacterized. The coding region runs from base 387 to 1406 and encodes 339 amino acids. Lineage: Eukaryota; Viridiplantae; Streptophyta; Magnoliopsida; Poales; Poaceae. The transcript is spliced from 4 exons. The record is from RefSeq and is a predicted model, not a curated record.
ACCCUCACUCCGUUCACUGCGCACGGUUCACGCCAGGCGGCGGCGCCGCUAGUGGCGGUCGUUGCGGCAACCACAGUAGCCGACGUCCCCCACACGCUCGCGGAACACGUCCGCGUGACUCCCUGGCGGCGCCCCUGCCCGCGCGACUCCCCGGCGGCGUGCCUCGCCCGCGGCCUUUCCGGCGGCACAGCCUCCGCGCGACUCCAGGCGGCGGUAGCAGCCUCCUCGACCCUCCCCUCCACAUGCUCGGGAAUCGAUCUAGAAUUGGGGGCAUAUGGAUCCUGCGGAGGUUCCUGAAAGCUAAUAUUUUUCCUCUCCGUUGAAGCCGGUCAGUAUAUAUGUAGGCCAAGCUGCACACUUGUCUGAAGAAACUAUUUGUUUUUAAGAUGAAGUCUAAGGCCAACGGGAGCAUACAGAAGGCAGGGAAGGCUAAUGAUGUCCAAGGAGGACCAAACUGGGUUCUUGUUGCAGGAGGAGUUUUGCUUAGCACACUUUCAGUCAGACUUGGGUCCAAAUUGAAGCAAAUAUUUGUAACCAAGCAGCAAAACACUUCUAACAAAGCCAAAAGAAGGCCUGGGGCAUGUGAUCUGCACUCCAACCUCUACAGGUUUAGUGAUCAAACCAGCUGCCACUGUUUUAUGUCAGGGCACGCAGAUGGUGGAGUGGAGGUCAAGCAAGUACCUCAAAGUCCUAUAUCCAUAUCAACUGAACCAUCCAAUCUUCUUGUGAAGAUAGCAGCACCAGAAUCAAGCAAAGAGAACAGUGGUGUCAUGUGGUCAUCAUCGCCUGACCAGCUUGAAGAUCCUCGCAAGCCAUUUCAGCACUCAAACUGUUCAGGCUCUCCCUCUGUUUCAGAAUCAGGAUCUGACAUUUAUACCAAGCGAGAGGUCAUACAGAAGCUGAGGCAGCAGCUCAAGAGACGCGAUGAGAUGAUCAUGGAGAUGCAAGCUCAGAUUGCGGAUCUCAAGAACUCUCUCACCAUCCAGGUGACACAGAACACCAACUUGCAGUCUCAAUUGGAUGGCACUAACCGAGAUCUGUUUGAAUCUGAGAGGGAAGUUCAGCAUCUGAGGAAGAUCGUCGCAGAUUAUUGCGUUGCAGAGCCGCUCUUGCACGAUAAGCCUUUUCAAGAUGGACAGUGGCAAUCAAAUGGCACCAAUGGGCAUGUUAAUGGCUAUUCUGACAGUAGUAUUGAUGACCCUGUGUUGCACUUUAACGGUGUUGAGAAGAGGAAAGGAGAGGCAGAGAGGGUGGAGUUGCUUAAGAGAGAGGUCGGUGAGCUGAAGGAAGUUAUCGAAGGCAAGGACUUCCUGCUUCAGAGCUACAAGGAGCAGAAGGUUGAGCUGUGCUCUAAGGUCAGAGAACUGCAGGAAAAGCUCUCAGCUCAAGUGCCGAACAUCUUGUAGUACUCUAGGGUUACCUUUCUCCAUGGACCAGAAGGUGGGUCUCUGAUAGAAUAAGCAGGGCUUUGCGGAAGAAGCUCACAGCAAAAAUCACCAAAAUCUUUGCUAGGGUCUUUGCAGAAUGUUAGGAUGAUGCUUUUAUCCCAUUUUAGUCAUGAUGUCAAGUCGAUUUGCUUUCAGAAUGUUAGGAACUAGGAAGGGUCUUUUCUUUAUUCAUUCAUUUGUCAGACCUAGGUAGUUGGUAGUGAAAUCAAUGGUGAACUUGGUGCUAGGUAUUUGUACAGGUUUUCGAUUCAAGUACAAUUGUGUAUUGCGCCUCCUCCUUUGGAAUGGAUGGUUUGCUAAGCCCACGUAUGUCAUUGCCUCAAUUAUUGA